Suillus clintonianus is the source of this 474-nucleotide messenger RNA. RefSeq lists its product as uncharacterized. The transcript is spliced from 4 exons. Gene Ontology annotation, molecular function: protein dimerization activity. The coding region runs from base 1 to 474 and encodes 157 amino acids. Lineage: Eukaryota; Fungi; Basidiomycota; Agaricomycetes; Boletales; Suillaceae. The record is from RefSeq and is a predicted model, not a curated record.
AUGUGCGACGACACCACAGAGCGUGCAUAUAAGCAGAACAAGUCCGCGCAGCAAAAGCAAUACAGAGACAGGGAGGUCGACAGCUUUGCCGAGCUUCGCGAAGUCAUUCGCGAAGUGACAGAUGAUCAGGAACCCCCUAGGACAAGACAUGAGACACUAUUGAAAGCUGCACAACUCAUCAAGCAGCUUAAGCUUGACUUGAUGAAUCUGAAGCUGCACCAGCAGCUUCGCACGCUGAAAUCAUCUCGAAAUGACGAAUACUGCCCUACAGCGCAGAUACCCGCUAUGUCCUUGCACUGGAACAGUGAUGUCAAGUCGGUUGGCACGCGCCGGACGACAGAAAUCGUACCGCAAAGCACACCGCGCGACUUUUGCAUCGGCGUGAGGUCUGGGGUGUACGAUGCCGCCGUGCUGGAGGAUCACCCAGUAUACGUCCGUCGGACCCCCCUUGAACCAGUCUCGCAUCUCCUAUGA